AGGGCCGGGUGGCUGCGGGCCCGGGGCCGGUCUGUUCCCGGAGGAGGGGGCCGUAGUGGGGUGGGGGGAUCACCGCCAGCAGCAUUCGGGGGUUUUCCCUCUCGGCCCCCCGGGAGGGCAGCGAGGGGAGCUGCGAGUGAAAUGGUUUUCGAGGGCUCAGAGGAGCUCCUGGUCCUCUGGCCUGGCUGUGAACCUCUGUAAUGCUUCUGCAUCCUCGGGUGAUGAGGAUAAUCAUGCCCCCCCUCCCCCGCGCGCAGGUAAGGGCAGUCCCCCAAAACCGCAGCCGGUGAGGGAGGACUCCAAGGUUUGCUCCAGAGCACAGCUGGCCAGGUCCUGGAUGUAGUGAUCCUCCCUGCACCUUUCUCGGUGUGACCCAUGUCAGGCUCUCCCCAAUUUUCUUGCAGGUGGCUGUGAAGCUCCCCCCCACCAGCAGCAAUGGAGCCCCCCUGCCUGCCCUGGCUGCAGAGCUUCGACAAGCCGUGCCGCCUCCUGCUCCACAUGCUUGCCUCCGGCUCCUCCGGGGUGCUGGCUGCCCUCCAAAUGCUGCAGCGGGUCCAGGCCCCUGAGGGACCGGGGCAGGCAUUUCCCUGGCAGGCCUUCACCGCAGCUCUCUGCGCCGAGGAGCCCACACUGGAGGAGCCGGAGGGGGCCCUGGCUGUCAAACCACGUCUGCUGCUGCUUCCUGUUGUGUGCCAGAGAAACCUCUUCUCCCUGCUCCUCGUGGUGCAAGCCGUGGUGCCGGGGGGCUGCCUCAGCCGGCUGCUCCAGGCCGUGGAGCAGGAUUCCCAUGUGGAUCCCUGGGUGCGGACGCUGGGCGAUCUGCUCCGGCAGGGAUCAGGGGGAGAGGAGUGCUCCCCACCUCCCGCUCCCUUGUCUUCCGCAUGCCAGCAGCAGCUUAGGUGCCUGUGCCAGAAAAUUGCCCAGAACAAACCAGAGGGGCGAAGAAAACUGAACUGGUGCUUCAGCAAGCAGCCUGGUACCGCUGGGGAUGUGGCUGACUCUGUGCUUCAAGGUGGGAAGCGCAAGAAAGUGUCGGAGGAGAGCCUGGAGUUGGAUGAGGAGAGAGAGAGGAAGAGGUUGCUGCUGGAGGAGGCAGCGUUUGACCCCCCGGGAACCCAGGAGAGUGGGGAUGCGGCAGGGGUGGAAGAGGAGGUGCCUGUGGAGCCUUCAGGCGACAGAUCUGCUGAGAGCCCAGCCGGAGCUGCUCCAGAAAGCUCCCAGCAGGAUGCAGCCAGGAAGCCCAGGAAGAUUUCCCAGGCAGAGCUGGCAGCAGAGGUCCAGUCCUUUCUCCAGAUGCACGGACAGAGGCUGAAAAUGCUGCUGCAGAAAGAGUCCAAUCACUCAGAGCUGAGUGUCCCACCCGAGCUGCACGUCCUGAACAACUGCUCUCCCGGCCAGCUCGAGGGGCUGUGCUCCUUCCUCCAGCUCUCCACAUGCCCAGAGCACCUCCUGGUGCGUUUCUGCAGCUGGCUGCUGGCUCUCACCCCCGACCUCAGCUACACCAGCACAGCCAUCCUGGCAGAGCAGCUCUUCCUCCAGCGAGUCCUGUCCCUCGCCCAGCCACCCUCUCGCCACCUCAUGGCUGCCCUCGCUUCAUUUUGCUCCAAGUAUUCCCAGCCUUUCUGUCGAGUCCUGGUGGCUGCAGUGCUGCGGGAGCCAGGGGAAGGUGCUGAGCAGACCAAGCUCGUGUGUGAGCUUGUGGAGGAGUGCCUGGAGCCAGACUGUGUGCGACUGGUGCUAAGCCAAGUCCUGGAGGUGCCUUUGUCAGAGAAGCUCCUGCCAGUAUUGCAGGCUGUGCUGGGGCGGCAGGAGGUGCUUCCCCCCAAGCUCUUUGAUCUCCUGGUCAUGACUCUGUGCCGGCAGGCUCCAGCCUUCGCCACGUCGCUGAAUUAUGCCAAGCUGGUGACAGCAGUGCUCACCAUGUACCAAAACCAGGUCACCCCAGCCCACCAGAGCAGUCUGGCUGCCGCUCUGGAUCGGAGCAAUGCGGCUCUGAAGAAGUCACUGCAGGCUGUGCUGGAAGGAGCCAGGUAAGCGCCAAAGGGAACCACAAGGCGAUGGCUUCCUUGGGCAGCGAAUGCUCGUUAGGUAGUGGUAGCUGCAGCCCAGUCCCUCACUGGGUUUCACCACCAGCGUGAUGGAGCACCAGCAAGCAUGGGCUGUGGCACACAGAGUGCCCACACCUCUGCCCGGGGCCUUGCAGCAGUGCCUUGUGCUCGGCUGGCCUGGUUUGAGGUGGACUAUCGCUGGGCGAUGCCAUCCCAGCCCCACCUGUGCCCCGAGGCUUGAAGAUGAAGGUUUUCUUGGUUAAACAAUGAAUACAUUUCCAGUCAUCUCUGUGUCUGCGCUGUCUCUGGGCUGCCUCUCAGCCUCGCCACACUCAAGAUGGCAGCUCCCGCCUUCCCGCCCUGCCACGCUCAAGAUGGCGCCUCCCUCCCCGCCUGUCCCAAGAUGGCGGCGGCGGAGGAGCUGUGGAGGGGCCGGGCUGCAGGAUGUUUCAGGGCAGGGGCUCCCUUCUCCCUCUCCCAACCUCCAGCGGUGUGGGCAUGUCCUGGGUUUGGCUGGAAUAGAGUUAAUUUUCUUUCUAGUAGCUGGUAUAGUGUUAUAUUUUGGAUUUAGUAUGAGAAUAAUGUUGACAACACACUGAUGUUUUUAGUUGUUGCUAAGUAGUUUUUAUACUAAGUCAAGGAUUUUUCGGCUUCUGGUGAUUUUUUAGCACCGCAAAGCCCUGGAUUGCUCCACGUUGGCACUGGGCCUGCGGGUGUGAGGGGUGGCUGGGCAGAGUAUAGCCUGGAGGGGGGUAAUUGCAUAAAGGUGACUCUUUUGUAGAUGGUUUGUGCCCAAAAGGUGGCUUUUUUGUAAUCAGGAAAACAAAAAAUCCAUUAUUUUUGCAUUAUUAAUGGAGUAAUGUUGGCACUCAAGUACUUGAAGAGAGCCUGAAGGUGGGCUGCAGCGAUCCUGGGUCCGAGGCCGGCUGCCAUUUCCCCUCAGAGAGGAAAGGUUGCCUGUUUUGCCUGCGUGUUCCCUUAUAAAAAAGGGUUUUCUGUCGAGCAGGUCCCCACGUUAUUGACUGGGCAGCGAGAAGUUGCAGAAGAAGCAGAAGCCCUUCUCUGCUUUCGGGUCCCCUCUGGUUUGAUGAGUGUGCUGGAUGACGUGAUGUCCCCUAUCCUGUGCCAGCAUCUCUGAUAACUUGUAAAUCUGAAGAGCACGAUCGAGCAUCCAUGUGUCUCACCAGUCUGGUUUGCAGGUGUCCCACUCGUUUGAAUCAACCUAUAUCCUCUUCGUGGUUAAAAAUGGAGCGACACGGCUGCAAUAUUUCCUGUGUGUACCUGCACCCUUGUUUUGUUUCUCACGGCUGAGAAGUACAAUGUCUUCCCAGUGUCAGCCCUUGAUGAAGCAGGUUGCUCCUUCCUGGCUCCAGGUCUGCAAAAGCUGGCAAACCUCCCUCCUUCCUCACAGUGGCAGCCUGGUAGCCAAGGCAGAGUCAUCUUGUCCAAAACCUUUAUAUUUCAAGUGUUUUUUCCAACGUUGUGGUGGCCCAGAGCACCUGGCAAGCAAUAUUGCAUGGUGGAGUUCACAGGUACUUAGUUCUUAAUGCCCUUAACGCCACUGAAUCAAGACAUAAACUGAUUUGAGGCUGUUUGAAGAUGAUAAUUCUGGACUAGGCUUAAUUGACCAUCAUGACUUUGUCUUGGCUCAAAGGAGGCAAGGCACAAGUGGUACGUUUUGUGCAUGUUGGCCUUUCUCUCUGAUGGCUAAGCUGAUUUUCAGGUGGUGCAGCAAUGAUCUGUUUAUUUGGUCUGCUGAGAUUUACAAAUCUCAGGAUGCAGAAGAGCGGGGUUUAGAUGAAGAACUGGUAAACUUGAAUUUUCCACAUUAAAUCUGCCUUUUUUUUCUUUUUUCCUGGGGCCUGCAAGCGGCCCUGCUCUGUGUCACAUUUCUGGUUUUCCACAUGGCGAUGAUGGCACUUGUCAUUGCAAGGUAUUUAAUGAUACACUAAUAGAAAGUGCUUCUAUAGCG
Harpia harpyja (harpy eagle) is the source of this 4020-nucleotide messenger RNA. It is a transcript of the gene FANCE, whose product is annotated as FA complementation group E. NCBI's taxonomy places the organism in Eukaryota, Metazoa, Chordata, Aves, Accipitriformes, Accipitridae. The coding region runs from base 436 to 2034 and encodes 532 amino acids. Gene Ontology annotation, cellular component: Fanconi anaemia nuclear complex. The record is from RefSeq and is a predicted model, not a curated record. The transcript has 11 exons. Gene Ontology annotation, biological process: interstrand cross-link repair.